Messenger RNA from Chlorocebus sabaeus (green monkey), 2677 nucleotides. The record is from RefSeq and is a predicted model, not a curated record. Lineage: Eukaryota; Metazoa; Chordata; Mammalia; Primates; Cercopithecidae.
ACGUAGGUGUGGGGCGGGGACACCUCGGCGGGGCGGGGCAGGCAAAGCCGUCCUACCUUCCUAUCCCCGGACUCCAACCCGGAACUAACCUCGGCUCUCUUGGGAAGGCCGCAUUGCAUGGCCAGGAACGUCAGUCUGGGCCGCGAGUGCGGGACACCAAGGUCAGGUCUCGGAAAGAGGGAGGACCUCCUCGUCCCCAGGGGCCCCAGGCCAGGUGUGCCCUUGGCCGCAGGUGCACGGUCUCAGAAAAGUGCAGGUGCCCACGCCCCGGCUGGACCAUGACGCCUCCGCGGAACGUAGUGAAGAUUGCCAUCCAGAUGCGUGACGCCAUCCCGCAGCUCAUCCAGCUGGACCAGGCGAAGCCCCUGGCCGCUGUGCUGAAGGAGGUGUGCGACGCGUGGAGCCUGACGCACUCUGAGCGCUACGCCCUGCAGUUUGCGGAUGGGCACAGGAGAUACAUCACUGAGAAUAACCGCGCGGAGAUCAAGAAUGGCAGCAUCCUAUGCCUCAGCACGGCCCCAGACCUUGAGGCUGAGCAGCUCUUGGGUGGGCUGCAGAGUGACAGUCGUGAAGGGCGCCGGGAAGCCCUGAGACACCUCGUCCCUCUGGCCUCGGACAUGACCUUUGCCAGGGAGGUCAUCAGCCGUAAUGGGCUCCAGAGACUAGGCACCAUCAUUGAGGAUGGGGACGACCUAGGAGAGGUGCUGGCCCUCAGCCUGAGGGCCUUCUUGGAGCUCAUGGAGCACGGCGUGGUGUCCUGGGAGACACUGAGCAUCCCCUUUGUGAGGAAGGUGGUGUGCUACGUGAACAUGAACCUCAUGGACGCCUCCGUGCCACCCCUGGCCCUUGGGCUGCUGGAGAGUGUGACCUUGAGCAGCCCAGCCCUGGGCCAGCUGGUCAAGAGUGAGGUGCCCUUGGAUAGGCUGCUGGUGCACCUACAGGUGAUGAACCAGCAACUGCAAACCAAGGCCAUGGCCCUGCUGACAGCCUUGCUGCAGGGGGCCAGCCCUGUAGAACGCAAGCACAUGCUUGAUUAUCUCUGGCAGAGGAACCUUCGCCAGUUCAUCUAUAAGGUAGGAGGUGGUGGGCCAGGGGCACCUCUGUGCCCCUCCCUCCCAGUGAGCCCUUGCUCAAACCUGGGUCUGGCUGUCCUGCAGAACAUCAUCCACAGUGCAGCACCAAUGGGCGACGAGAUGGCUCAUCACCUGUAUGUACUGCAGGCCCUCACGCUGGGGCUGCUGGAGCCGCGUAUGCGAACGCCCCUGGACCCCUAUAGCCAGGAGCAGCGGGAGCAGCUGCAGGUCCUACGCCAGGCUGCCUUCGAGGUGGAGGGGGAGUCCUCAGGUACCGGGCUGAGUGCUGACCGUCGCCGUUCCCUCUGUGCCCAAGAGUUCCGCAAACUGGGCUUCUCUAACAGCAACCCAGCGCAGGACCUGGAGCGCGUGCCCCCCGGUCUACUGGCCCUGGACAACAUGUUGUACUUCUCCAGAAAUGCACCCAGCGCGUACAGCCGGUUUGUGUUAGAGAACAGCAGCCGCGAGGACAAGCACGAGUGCCCCUUUGCCCGGGGCAGUAUCCAGCUGACGGUGCUGCUGUGUGAGCUGCUCCACGUUGGGGAGCCCUGCUCUGAGACAGCCCAGGACUUCUCGCCCAUGUUCUUCGGCCAAGACCAGAGCUUCCACGAGCUCUUCUGUGUGGGUAUCCAGCUGUUGAAUAAGACCUGGAAGGAGAUGCGGGCCACACAGGAGGACUUCGACAAGGUCAUGCAGGUGGUGCGGGAGCAGCUGGCCCGCACUCUGGCCCUGAAGCCCACCUCCCUGGAGCUCUUCCGAACCAAGGUGAAUGCACUCACUUACGGGGAGGUGCUGCGGCUGCGGCAGACCGAACGGCUGCACCAGGAGGGCACACUGGCUCCCCCUAUACUGGAGCUGCGGGAGAAGCUGAAGCCAGAGCUCAUGGUCCUGAUCCGCCAGCAGCGCUUGCUCCGCCUCUGUGAGGGGACGCUCUUCCGCAAGAUCAGCAGCCGGCGGCGCCAGGACAAGCUGUGGUUCUGCUGCCUGUCCCCCAACCACAAGCUGCUGCAGUACGGAGACAUGGAGGAGGGCGCCAGCCCGCCUACCCUGGAGAGUCUACCUGAGCAACUCCCUGUGGCCGACAUGAAGGCACUCCUGACAGGCAAGGACUGCCCCCAUGUCCGGGAGAAGGGCUCUGGGAAGCAGAACAAGGACCUCUAUGAGUUGGCCUUCUCGAUCAGCUAUGACUGCGGGGAGGAGGAGGCGUACCUCAACUUCAUUGCCCCCUCCAAGCGGGAGUUCUACCUGUGGACAGACGGGCUCAGUGCCUUGCUGGGCAGUCCCAUGGGCAGUGAGCAGACACGGCUGGACCUGGAGCAGCUGCUGACCAUGGAGACCAAGCUGCGUCUGCUGGAGCUGGAGAACGUGCCCAUCCCUGAGCAGCCACCCCCUGUGCCCCCACCCCCCACCAACUUCAACUUCUGCUAUGACUGCAGCAUCGCUGAAUCUUGACAAUGUGGCUGGUCACGGGCCACAGCUGCGGCCACUGCAGCAGCCAUGAAGGGUGGAGGGUAGAGGAGUGCAGGCACCCUGGCCAGCAGAGAUUGCUGCAGAAAUAAAGUCUGCUUGGCUUUUGGGAUAUGUUGAGCCAGCUCUGAACCUUG